GGAAAUACCGUCAAAAUGCCUGGUCGUCGUGCCGCUUCUCCGGCCAUGUCGGACAACGAGUUCGACAUUACCAGCUCGCUUUUCCAGAACAAUGACAACGAUUCCGACAGUGACACCCCCGCCGUCACCAAAAAGCCCCAGCCGAAACCCCAGGCCGCGCAGCUCGAUUUCCUCGGCAGCGACAACGACGACGACGAUGAUGAUGCGUUUAUCGCUCAGACACAGGCUUCGGCGAACCGGAAGUCAUCGAACCUGAAGGGUCGGACCGUGAAGAAGGGCGGUGGUUUCCAGGCGAUGGGAUUGAACGCGAACCUGCUCAAGGCGAUUACGCGGAAGGGUUUCUCGGUGCCGACGCCGAUCCAGAGAAAGACCAUUCCGGUGAUCAUGGAGGACCAGGAUCUCGUGGGUAUGGCGCGCACGGGUUCGGGAAAGACCGCUGCUUUCGUCAUCCCCAUGAUCCAGAAGUUGAAGGCGCAUAGCACCACGGUCGGAGCCCGCGGGCUGAUCCUGUCGCCGUCCCGUGAAUUGGCGCUGCAGACAUUGAAGGUUGUCAAGGAGCUGGGCAAGGGGACUGACUUGAAGUCCGUGCUUCUGGUCGGUGGUGACAGUCUGGAGGAACAGUUCGCGAUGAUGACCGGGAACCCCGAUAUCGUGAUUGCGACGCCCGGUCGUUUUCUGCACUUGAAGGUCGAGAUGAACCUGGAUCUGUCUAGUAUCCGCUACGUCGUGUUUGAUGAAGCCGAUCGCCUUUUCGAGAUGGGUUUCGCUGCCCAAUUGACUGAAAUCCUCCACGGCCUGCCCCAGAACCGUCAGACCCUGCUCUUCUCGGCCACCCUGCCCAAGUCCCUGGUGGAAUUCGCGCGUGCCGGUCUGCAGGAGCCGACCCUGAUUCGUCUGGAUACUGAGAGCAAGAUUUCGCCAGAUCUGCAGAAUGCUUUCUUUUCGGUCAAGUCUGCCGACAAGGAAGGGGCUCUUCUCCACAUUCUUCACAAUGUGAUCAAGAUGCCCACGGGCCAGACGGAGGCUGCACAGAGAGCGGAGGCGGAGAAGGCAAAGAGCUCGAGCUUUUCCAAGAAGCGCAAGCGGGAUUUCGGCAAAGUGAACUUCAAGGAGUCCCCCACGAAACAUUCGACCAUCAUCUUCGCAGCGACCAAGCACCACGUGGACUACUUGUACUCCCUGCUGUGCGCGGCUGGAUUCGCUACCUCCUACGCUUACGGUUCCCUCGACCAGACGGCCCGUAAGUUCCAAGUUCAGAACUUCAGAAUCGGUGUCUCGAACAUCCUGGUUGUCACGGACGUGGCGGCCAGAGGUAUUGAUAUCCCCAUUCUCGCCAACGUCAUCAACUACGAUUUCCCCUCGCAGGCUAAGAUCUUCGUCCACCGUGUCGGUCGUACGGCACGUGCCGGACGCACGGGUUGGAGUUACAGUCUGGUUCGCGAUGCGGACGCCCCCUAUCUUCUGGACCUACAGCUCUUCCUCGGCAGACGUCUGGUCCUGGGCCGUGAGCAUGGCGACCAAGUUAACUUUGCCGAAGAUGUGGUCGUCGGAAGUCUGCCCCGAGAGGGUCUGUCUUCCAACUGCGAGUGGGUGAACAAGGUUCUGGACGACGAGACGGACAUCGCGAUGCAGCGUUCGGUCGCCUCCAAGGGAGAGAAGCUCUACAUGCGGACGCGUAACGCUGCCUCUCUCGAGAGUGCUAAGCGAUCGAAGGAAGUUGUCUCUUCUGAUAACUGGUCAUCCAUCCACCCUCUUUUCAACGACGAGACGACUUCCCUGGAAGCCGAGCGGGAGAGCAUGCUUGCCCGUAUCGGAGGCUACCGGCCACAGGAGACGAUCUUCGAGGUGAACAACCGCCGCAGCGGCAAGCAGGAGAACGAGGAGGCCCUCAACACGAUCAAGCGCGUCCGGACCACGCUCGACUCCAAGAAGAAGCGCGCCCAGGCCGAAGCAGCCCAAUCGGCGCUCCUCGACGAGGCCGCCAAAGAAGCCCCCGACGCCGACGCUAACAACGCCGAGGACGGGGCCUUCUCCGACGAGGAGGGCGACGGCCCGGCAGACAACAUGUCUCUCGCCGACGAGUCCGACCUCGAAGUCACCUUCGGCUCCUACAACACAAAUAACACCACCAAAGGCAAGAAAGACUCCACCGCCGCCUCCUUCCAGAACCCCGAAUACUUCAUGUCCUACACCCCGAACAACACCAAUCUCGCCGAAGACCGCGCCUACGGCGUGCACACCGGCACGAACGCCAACUUCGCCCAGGCCUCGCGCGACGCCGCCAUGGACCUCCUCGGCGACGAAGGCAGCCGCGGUUUCGGCGAGCCCCGCACAAUGAUGCGUUGGGACAAGCGCCAUAAGAAGUACGUGUCUCGCCAGAACGACGAGGACGGCUCCAAGGGCACGCGCCUCGUCAAGGGAGAGAGUGGUGCCAAGAUCGCCGCCAGCUUCCGCAGCGGCCGCUUCGACGCCUGGAAGAAGGGCAAGCGUCUCACCCGCAUGCCUCGUGUCGGCGAAGCCGAGACCCCCGGUCUGGGCGCCGAUAUGCACUUCUCACGCUUCGGUGGCAACAAGCGCUUCCGCCAUAACAAGGACGAGGCGCCCAAGCGCGCCGAUCCCCUGCGUGGCGAUUACGAUAAGAUGAAGAAGAAGAAUGAUGCCGCCAAGGAGCGCCAGAUGUCGAAGUUUGGCGGCGCCGCGUACGGUGGUAAGAGUGAGCUUAAGGGUACAGAUGAUAUUCGCUUGGCGAGGAAGGAGAAGCAGAAGCGAAUGGAGAAGAAUGCCAGGCCGCAGAGGAAGAAGCGUUGAGUGGGUUAGUGGCUUUGUUGGUGACGGGGUGGAGAGUCUGUGUGUCGUGGGUUGUGUGUUGGAUUGCAUGGAUUGUAUAUACCAUUGGGUUGGGUUAAAAAGCUG
Aspergillus heteromorphus CBS 117.55 is the source of this 2913-nucleotide messenger RNA. Its product is annotated as ATP-dependent RNA helicase DBP10. Gene Ontology annotation, molecular function: RNA binding; ATP binding; RNA helicase activity. The record is from RefSeq and is a predicted model, not a curated record. The transcript has a single exon. Gene Ontology annotation, cellular component: nucleus. Bases 16 to 2808 code for a protein of 930 amino acids. Lineage: Eukaryota; Fungi; Ascomycota; Eurotiomycetes; Eurotiales; Aspergillaceae.